AUGGCCAUCUUUAAUAACAACACCCUAAAAAUCAUUUUUUGGAAUGCUCAGGGUAUCCUUAAAAAAAGAGACGAACUAGCCACUUACCUUCACACAAAUAAAAUCACAAUUUGCUUGCUCAGUGAAACUUUACUUCGCGAAUCCUUAAACAUCAAUCUGGUGCGUGGCUACAAAUUAUACCAGAAUAACACUAAUAGAGGUACCGCGAUCCUAAUCCAAGAAAACAUCGACCACCAUGAACUAAUAAUUCCUGAACUCAAAAUCCUAGAAGCCACGGCAAUACAAAUAAAAACUCACGGGAAACCAUAUGCCAUCAUCUCUCUCUACCAGACUCCCUCUCGUGAAUUUACAAAAAAUUACUACAGAAAAAUAGUUAAACUAGCCCCCUCGGUAAUCGCUGCAGGGGGCCUGAAUGCUAAGCACUUAGCUUGGAAUAUCAGAACGACAAACAAAAUGGGAAAACAAUUAUUUGAAUUCAUAAACGACAAACACCUGGCUGUCUCUGCACCAGACUCGUAUACAUUUUUACAUAAACCUGAUCAUAUUGACCUUGCAAUUACCAAAAAUAAUUUGUACAACCAUGAAAUUCUUACCAUUGAUAAAUUACACUCAGCUCAUCGACCAAUUCUCUUGAGCCUUCACACUAACUAUGAAAAGGCCCCAGUUUCACCUCGCUAUAAGUUCGCAAAAGCAAACUGGCAAACAUUCAAUUCCACUCUAGAAACUGAAAUUAACUUUAAACCCGCGCUAGCAAACUCUACAUACAUUGAUGAAGCCAUAACUAAUUUAACUUCAAGCAUAAAAACUGCAAUUCACGCUUCAGUCCCUCUGUAUACCGUAAACAAAUACGCUCCACCUCUCAGCCCCGAGAUUGAAGACCUUAUCGCUACUCGUAAUAAACUCUGCCAAACGCAUCGAAAAAAUAAAAGCUGCAUUCUCAAAAACACAAUUAAUCACCUGCGUAAAACAAUAGCAAAUAAAGUUCAGGAGCACAGAUGUAAAAAUUGGAAUACAGAAGUCGGUAAACUUCAAAUUAAAGAUAACUCUAUAUAUCGUAUGACCAAAGCCCUAACGAAGCCGCGCACCAAUAUUUCCCCUCUUAAAAAGCCGGAACAAACAUUUACACUUUCUCCAACCGACAAAGCCAAUCUCUUAGCUGCAAAUUACGAAAGUAGCUUCGCUCCACACGCCGAGCCAUCUGACCCGCAACACAUUACCGAAUGUGAAAAAAUAUUUCGUUGUGGGGAGAAGAGAAGUGAUCUCGGGCAGUCUCCUAUCGGAAUGGUUGAGCAACUUGUGGCCAGCUGUGGUGCUCGACUCUGCUUACGCGAAGGAAAGGGAAACAGGGUGAACCUCGAAGCCUUGAAUGCGCAACGCGAAACUCAAAGGCGCGCUUCUUGGUUGCCGAGAGAACUCGCACCGAGACUGGACGCUACUCGAAUCCUCUGCAUGAAGAAGCUCGCCGCGAGCUUCGCGAGCCUUGCCUAG
Messenger RNA from Belonocnema kinseyi, 1488 nucleotides. RefSeq lists its product as uncharacterized. The transcript has 2 exons. NCBI's taxonomy places the organism in Eukaryota, Metazoa, Arthropoda, Insecta, Hymenoptera, Cynipidae. Bases 1 to 1488 code for a protein of 495 amino acids. The record is from RefSeq and is a predicted model, not a curated record. Gene Ontology annotation, molecular function: catalytic activity.